This is a messenger RNA of Python bivittatus (Burmese python), 1767 nucleotides long. RefSeq names its product CD4 molecule (gene CD4). NCBI's taxonomy places the organism in Eukaryota, Metazoa, Chordata, Lepidosauria, Squamata, Pythonidae. The record is from RefSeq and is a predicted model, not a curated record.
CUCAUGCGGAAGGAAAGAACGGAGAAGAAAUAGAGAGACGGAACAAGGAACUUGUCACGGCCUUCAGUUCUCCAGGUGAAAGGGUGUAUUGGUGAAUAUGGUUUUAAGCAGCAUUCUUGUUUCCUUUGUUCUUUACCUGGCUCUUCCAGGGGCAAUGCUUCCUGUUACUGUGAGGGCUGAAAAGGUAAAUGUUAUUGCUGGCAAGCCUGCCAUCCUUCACUGUCUAGAUAGCACUGACAAGAAAAAUCCAGCUACAUUGAUCUGGAAAUAUAACAACAAACUUCUGCUAAAGAUAUUUCAAGGAAACCCUUUUAAAGGUGAAAAGUCUGAAAUGUGGACACUUAAUAAUGAUGAGUCCUUCUCUCUAGAACUGGUAAAGGCAGAGACAGGGCUGUAUACCUGUGAAGUGGAUGGAAAGCUGGAGACUACUUAUGAAGUUAAAGUGUGGAAAGUUAUUGGAUCUAAAAGUGGAUACCUCCUGCAAGGUGACACUUUAAAGCUGAAUCUGUCUCCUUUCAACAUGGAAGAUAACAGAAUUGAAUGGUUUAAUCCCCAAAAGGCCAAAGUAACAGGAAAAGAACUACGAUGGAAAGUGCAGGAAGAUAGUAUACAGAUAACAAACCUUACAAUUCAGGAGGACCAUGGGAUGUGGGAAUGUCAUGUCUUUCCUGAUCAGCUCAAAAUCCCCUACAACGUCAAGAUAAUAGGUUUUCCCAAUCCUUUGGAUGAGUUCAAUUUUGCCGCUCUCAACAGCAGCUUCAACCUUUCAUGUCCUUUGAACAUCAACCUGGAAAAUCAAAAAGAUCCAGAGAUUCCAAGAGUCCAAUCUUGGAAAUUGGUUAAGAAUAAUAUUGUUGUGGAGGAGCAGAACAUAAGCAACAUGAAUAACUCUUUCCCCACCAAACGAAUACCCCGAGUCCAUUUUGAAGAUGCUGGAAAGUACCAAUGCCAUCUCAGAUUUAAUCACAGGAAUUUGAAUAAGAACAUCAACUUGAUAGUUAUGACAGUCUCUGCUGUCCCUGAUGAGCUCAGUUCUAAAGAGAAUGUGACCCUGUGUGGUCACAUCAAGCCUGCCCCUCCACUGGCUGAAUUGUGCUGGGUUAAUGUAAAUGAGUCUAUGAGUAAACCCACAUGUGGCUCUCCCAUUUCAGAGAAUAAAUUCUGUCACAUAGCUACAACUGCAGGGCUCUGGAGGUGUGAUCUCAAAGUGAACAACAACGUGAAGAUCAGUAUUAACUAUACUCUGGGAAAGACCACAAAUGAAUGGACUGUCGAGAGUAGAUUCCCACUGAUUGAAAUAGCCUCAGGAGCUGGUGCAACACUUCUUCUGUUAAUUCUUGCUGGCAUCUGCGUGCCUACUUGUAAACAUAUUAAGCGGAAACGGCAACAAGCCAAGAGGAUAGCACAAAUUAAGCAACAUUUACUUGCCAAGAGGACUUGCCAGUGUCAGAGGGAACUGGCUAAUGAUUACUACCACACCUGAAGGAGAAAAACCACGUGAUUGAAAAAAUCACUAGCCAGAUCAUUUGCCAACCCUUUGCAAUGUACAGUUAAAUGAAUUCAAAUACUGCUAGGUUGCCUUACCUUUCACAGGCCUAUCGGAUAUUCAUAAUGCUGUAAUCACUGGGCAUGCCUAUAUUUUGAAAUUGUGGAGCUUGCAGAAAAUAUGGACCCAGUAGGGUUCACCCUAAUUGCCUAUAAGUGGUCAAAUAGUUGACUGUUCUUUGAACCUCUCUGCACUCCUGCCUUCCACUGCAACUGUAAAUG